AUGUUCGCCCGUACCCGUGCCGCUCUCCCCCGCCCCCACCGCCUGGUGGCCGCCGCUCCCCGCCGUCACAUGGGCUCCAAGGACGUUGUCUUUGGCAACGAGGCUCGCCAGGGCAUGCUCAAGGGCGUUGAGACUCUCGCCAAGGCUGUCACUGCCACCCUCGGCCCCAAGGGCCGCACCGUCAUCAUCGCUCAGUCGUUCGGUGGCCCCAAGAUCACCAAGGACGGUGUGUCGGUUGCCAAGGCCAUCACCCUCAAGGACCCCGUGGAGAACCUCGGUGCCCGCCUCGUCCAGGACGUCGCCUCGAAGACCAACGACACUGCUGGUGACGGUACCACCACUGCCACCGUUCUUGCUUCGGCCAUCUACGCCGAGGGUGUCAAGAACGUUGCUGCUGGCUGCAACCCCAUGGACCUCCGCCGCGGUGCCCAGAAGGCCGUCGAGAAGGUUCUCGAGGUCCUCGAGGCCAACAAGCGUGUGAUCACCACCUCGGAGGAGAUUGCCCAGGUUGCCACCAUCUCGGCCAACGGCGACAAGCACGUUGGCUCGAUCAUUGCCCAGGCCAUGGAGAAGGUCGGCAAGGAGGGUGUCAUCACCGUCAAGGAGGGCCGUACCAUUGACGACGAGAUUGAGAUCACCGAGGGCAUGCGCUUCGACCGCGGCUUCAUCUCGCCCUACCUCAUCACCGACGCCAAGAACCAGCGCGUCGAGCUCGAGAACCCCAUGAUCCUCCUCUCGGAGAAGAAGAUCUCGGCUCUCCAGGACAUUCUCCCCGCUCUUGAGAUUGCCGCCCAGUCGCGCCGCCCCCUCCUUAUCAUUGCCGAGGACAUUGACGGUGAGGCUCUUGCCGCCAUCAUCCUCAACAAGCUCCGUGGCCAGCUCUCGGUCGCUGCCGUCAAGGCCCCCGGCUUUGGUGACAACCGCAAGUCGAUCCUCGGCGACAUUGCCAUCCUGACCGGCGGCUCCGUCUUCACCGACGAGCUCGACGUCAAGGUCGACAAGGCCACCCCCGACAUGUUCGGUGCCACCGGCUCGGUCACCAUCACCAAGGACGACACCAUCAUCCUUAACGGUGAGGGCGACAAGUCGGCCAUCCAGGCCCGCUGCGAGCAGAUCCGUGGCGUCAUUGCCGACCCCACCACCUCGGACUACGACCGCACCAAGCUCCAGGAGCGCCUCGCCAAGCUCGGCGGCGGUGUUGCCGUCAUCAAGGUCGGUGGCUCGUCCGAGGUCGAGGUCGGUGAGAAGAAGGACCGUUACGACGACGCCCUCAACGCUACCCGCGCUGCCGUCGAGGAGGGUAUCGUCCCCGGUGGUGGUACCGCUCUCCUCAAGGCUUCGGCUCAGCUCGACGCCAUCGAGGUCGACAACUUUGACCAGAAGCUCGGUGUGUCGAUCAUCCGCCAGGCCAUCCGCCGCCCCGUGCGCACCAUUGUCAACAACGCCGGUGAGGAGGGUUCGGUCGUCGUCGGCCGCCUCCUUUCGGACGAGUUCGCCGCCACUGACAAGUUCAACUGGGGCUACGACGCCGCCACCUCGCAGUACCGCGACAUGAUUGCCGCCGGUAUCCUCGACCCCCUCAAGGUCGUCCGCACCGCCCUCGUUGACGCUUCGGGCGUCGCCUCGCUCCUCACCACCUCGGAGGCCUGCGUCGUUGACGCCGAGGAGAAGAACCCCCCUCCCGGCAUGGGCGGCAUGCCCGGCAUGGGUGGCAUGGGCGGCAUGGGCGGUAUGAUGUAA
Molecule: messenger RNA, 1740 nt
Organism: Apiotrichum porosum
Lineage: Eukaryota; Fungi; Basidiomycota; Tremellomycetes; Trichosporonales; Trichosporonaceae
Gene: HSP60
Product: chaperonin
Exons: 3
Coding region: 1-1740 (579 amino acids)
Biological process (GO): mitochondrial unfolded protein response; protein import into mitochondrial intermembrane space; protein refolding
Cellular component (GO): mitochondrial matrix; mitochondrial inner membrane
Molecular function (GO): protein-folding chaperone binding; ATP-dependent protein folding chaperone; ATP binding
Source: RefSeq, a predicted model, not a curated record